Molecule: messenger RNA, 3975 nt
Organism: Closterium sp. Naga37s-1
Lineage: Eukaryota; Viridiplantae; Streptophyta; Zygnematophyceae; Desmidiales; Closteriaceae
Source: the annotation of a GenBank genome assembly
AUGGCCGUGGCGCGCGGCGCACUAGAGGCGCUGCUGCUGGCGCUCGCAGGCGCUGCUGCAGGCGCAGCGGGGCGGCUGCUGUGCGUGAUGGGCGUGGGGCCGUUGUCGCCCAUGCGCGCGCCCGCCCGCGGUGGUGCUGUUCCUCACGGCGCAGCGCAGGGCGUGUUUCGCGGGCUCAAGGACACGCACACCCCGCUCGCUGCCUCUGUGAGUGGCAACGUGGUGAGCAUUCUGUUGGACCCGGCGGGCUCGGGGUGCCAGGCGCAGCGGCAGCCACGGUGGCAGCACAGUGGGUUGCUACUGGGGCGCACAGUGGCGCUGCUGGGGGCGAUGGCGGUGGGGACGAGCAUGGUGGCGAGGCAGGCCACGGUGCCCAUGGGCACGGUGCCUAGGGCGGCUCACCAGCUCGCCCUGCAGCUCUGCCUCGCCGCCUCCCUGCUCUCCGUCUCCGUUGCCCUCGCUGCUCAGGUGCGCCCAGGUGGAUCCUCUGGUGGUUUUCCAGUUUCUCUGUUCCUGUGUGCGUUCCCUCGUAUGCAUGCAUGUGCCUAUAUGCUCAUGUCUGAUGGCGUGUGUGAUGGCAUGUGUGAUGGCGUGUGUGAUGGCGUGUGUGAUGGCGUGUGUGAUGGCGUGUGUGAUGGCGUGUGUGAUGGCGUGUGUGAUGGCGUGUGUGAUGGCGUGUGUGAUGGCGUGUGUGAUGGCGUGCGUGAUGGCGUGCGUGAUGGCGUGCGUGAUGGCGUGCGUGAUGGCGUGCGUGAUGGCGUGCGUGAUGGCGUGCGUGAUGGCGUGUGUGAUGGCGUGUGUGAUGGCGUGUGUGAUGGCGUGUGUGAUGGCGUGUGUGAUGGCGUGUGUGAUGGCGUGUGUGAUGGCGUGUGUGAUGGCGUGUGUGAUGGCGUGUGUGAUGGCGUGUGUGAUGGCAUGUGUGAUGGCGUGUGUGAUGGCGUGUGUGAUGGCGUGUGUGAUGGCGUGUGUGAUGGCGUGUGUGAUGGCGUGUGUGAUGGCGUGUGUGAUGGCGUGUGUGAUGGCGUGUGUGAUGGCGUGUGUGAUGGCGUGUGUGAUGGCGUGUGUGAUGGCGUGUGUGAUGGCGUGUGUGAUUGCGUGUGUGAUGGCGUGUGUGAUGGCAUGUGUGGCGCCAUGUCUAGGGCGAGCCCGGUUGUGGAAGCCACGACGGCAUCGGAGGGCGGCUCGAGCGAGAGACGAACAGACGCGGGCCUUGCGGGGGAGCGACCCGCGCAGUCCGCGCGAGGGGACGGAUCGGCGCGGAGGCCAGCAGCGGAAUCGAGAGAGACGGGCGCAGAGGAGAGAAAAAACGAGUUAAGUGACGACGAGAGGGCGGAGGCGAAGGAGGAAGCAGGUUUGGAGAUGGAAGAGGAGGAGGAGGACAGCUUUCUGGCGCACUGGUCGUGGGCGGGGUGGGUGCGCGACGUCGUCGAGCUGCGCUUCCUCGAAGACGAGACCGCCGUCCGCCGCCCCAUGCCGCCACUUCCGCCCCAAUACCCCGGUGCGCGCGCACUCGCACAGCGAUCCCGCUGCGGUCUUGCCCCGCUAUUCCGCUGCGCACUCGCUCCCGCUGUUACUGCGCCGUCCGCGCGGGCGAGCGCGCGCGGGAUACUGGCGGGGGACGCGGGGUACGUGCGCGCGCUGGGGGAGGUGGCGCGGUGGUGGGCGGAGAGCUGGCGCGUUCCGCUGCAGUACGAGUACGACCCUGCUGACGUGGCACACUACUUCAACCGCCGCCCGCACAUCGUGCUGCUGCGCACGCUCAAGAUCUCGGUGCUGCUGGCAGCGACGUGGGUGCAGGUGGUUCGGGACACGGGCGCCAUACGGGCGAGGGAGGCGGGGGGAGUGAGUGCGGGGGAUGAGCGCAUCGCCGCCAUCCGCCAGCACAGCGCGCUCAAGCUCAAGCGCACGCUGCUGCGCCUCGGCCCCACCUUCAUUAAGGUGGCGCAGUCGCUGUCAGCGCGGCCGGACGUGGUGGGGCCCGACACUGCCAAGGUGCUAGCGGAGCUGCAGGACCGGCUGCCAGCGUUCCCAUCGGAGGACGCCAUGUUGGUGAUCGAGAGGGAGCUGGGCCGCCCCGCUGCUGCGCUCUUCCUCCUCCUCUCGCCCACCCCUGUCGCUGCCGCCUCAUUUGGCCAGGUGUACAAGGGGCGCACGCGGGACGGCAUGCGAGUGGCGGUGAAGGUGCAGCGGCCCCGAGUGCUCUUCCUCGUCGCCAGAGACAUUCACAUCCUGCGCAUGCUGCUGCGGGCAGUGAGGCGCGUGGCGGGGAUAAACACGGACCUGGCAGCAUUGGCGGACGAGUUUGGGAGGGGGCUCUAUGGCGAGCUGGACUACCGCCAGGAGGCCAGCAACGCCACUCUCUUCGCUAAAGCCCACGCGCAUCUACCAGGCAUCACGGUCCCCGCUAUACGGUCAGACCUGACCUCGCGGCGGGUGCUGACGAUGCAGUGGGUGGAGGGCGAGCGCACCAGCGACCUGCUCGCCCAGGCUCAGGGCGUGCUGGGGGCCGCUGGGGGGGAGGAGGCACGGCAGCGCGCCAAGCAGAAGCUGCUGCAGAUGGUGGGCAUAGGCGUGGAGUCAUCACUGGAGCAGCUGCUGGUGACGGGAGUGCUGCACGCCGACCCGCACCCAGGCAACCUGCUGCUCACACCACAAGGCCAAGUCGCCUACCUGGACUUUGGCCUGCUGUGUCGCAUGGAGAGGCAGCACCAGCAGGCAAUGCUGGCAGCGGUGGCGCAUCUGGUGAACGGCGAGUGGAGCAUGCUGGCAGCCGACCUCGCUGCCAUGGACGUGCUUAAACCCACCACUGACAGGCGCGCGCUCACCAUGGCGUUGGAGGAGGCGUUUGGUCGCGGCCGACAGAGAGGGGCCGCUUCAGGAGGCGCCCCCACCAUGCAGUUCGGACAGGUGACGAGUGAGCUAUGGCGCAUGGCGCUGCGCUUCCGCUUCCGCCUCCCCCCCUACUACACUCUCGUGCUGCGCUCCCUUGCCUCGCUCGAAGGCAUCGGCGUGGCAGUGGACCCGUCCUUCCGAGUGUUCGCCUCAGCCUACCCCUACGUGGUGCGCCGCCUCCUCACUGACAGCUCGCCCUCCUCGCGCCACGUGCUGCGCCAGCUGGUGCAGACACGAGAGGGCAAGCUGCGCUGGGAGCGAUUCGCCUCCUUCGCUGCCAGCUCCACACAAGCCCAGCGCGACCUGGUGGCAUCACUGGCCAUGCCGUCCCUGCAAUCCCCCAUCCCCGGCAUGCCCCCCAUGCCCGGCGCCUCCCCACUCUCCGCCUCCUCCGCCGCCACUGCUGGCGCCGCCUCUCCCCGCGCCACGCCCAGCCCGGCAGCACUGGUGAUGGAUGUGCUGCUCUCCCGACACGCUGCCAGUGCGCGCCGAGUCAUCCUGGAGUCGGACAUGCGUGCGCUAGCAGAGGCAUUCGUAUCCCCAGAAGCAGAAGUGGCACGGGACAAGCUGGCGAGAGUGGUGGCAGACGCACUGUGCGCAUCAUUAGGUGUGGCCCAACUGCCCCUCGACGCCAUCACCGCCUCCCAGCUCUCCUCCUCGCCCACCCGCCUCCUCGCCCCCUCUCCCCCUCCCCCCCUGCCUGCUGCCGCUCUGGGCUUCGCCAAUCAGAGACAGCCACCUGGGAGUGUGGGAGUGGCUGGUUUGUCCGGUAGUGGCAGUGGGGAAGAUAGUGGGAGUGAGAGUGAGUGGGAGGAGAGGGAGGGGAGGGCGACAGCAGCGGAGGCGGUGGCGAGGAGGAAGCGGCUGUGGCUGUUGCUGGGAGCGGCGUUUGGGCGCAUGGGAGGCAGUGUGGUGCUCAAGGUGAGGGUGGUGCUGGCAGCGCUGGCUGUGCUGCUCGCUGCACUGGGCAUGGCGUUGAAGAGAGUGCUGGUGGAUGCAGCAACGCGCUUCAGGCGCCUCACCUCCCAUUGGCUGCCCUCUCAAGUCGACCCCGCGGCCGACCAACCUGCUUAUGCCACGUAG